UCAACCCCAGAAAACUCAUCACCCGACCCACUCUACCUCCUCCAAUCUCUUCACCUUCCCUCCCAUCCAUGAUCCAUCCCACCCCAUCCCAGAGGCUACGGCAAAGUCAACCCAGAAACCCUUGAAAACCCAAAACCCCAAAAGCCCAUCUCCUCCGCCGUCGCCACCCUCGCGAUCGCCACCCUCAUCCACGUGUCCAUCAUCGAGCACCCGACGAGUCCCAACCCCAAUCCCUCUCCAACUCAGUCGGUCAACCAUCAAAACCGUCUGCAACGCGACGCGCAGAAGGAACGAGAUCUGAUCCAACUACUUACUGGAUCUGAAAACUAGAGGUUGUGGAUAUGGCUUCUUCUUCUUCUUGUUUUUCAUCCGUAGCUGCUCUUGCUGAUGCUGAUGAUACAAGAAAGUAAAUGUUUUGGAUAUUAUUUUGAAGGUGGAGAAAACAAACAAGCCCUUGUCAGAGUUAAUCUCUCUGCAACUACAUCUUUUUGCUGGAUCUGAAAACUAGAGGUUAUGGAUAUCGCUUCUUCUUCUUCAUCCGCUGCUGCUCCUGCUGAUGCUGAUGAUGCAAAAAAGUACGAUGUGUUUAUUAGUUUCAGAGGUGAGGACACCCGCCGUACUUUCACCAGCCACCUCCACGCUGCCUUACUUGAGAAAAAAAUCACAACUUAUAUUGAUGACAAGCUUAAGAGAGGAGAUGAAAUCGCACCCGCCCUUCUCGAAGCAAUCGAGGAAUCAGAGCUUUCAGUGAUCAUUUUCUCGAAAGGCUACGCUUCUUCCAAGUGGUGUUUGGAUGAGCUUGUGCAUAUCCUAGAAUGCAAGGAAAAACAUGGCCAGUUGGUUAUACCUAUUUUUUACGACACCCUUCCAUCGGAUGUACGAAAACAACGGGGGAGUUAUGAGGUUGCAUUUGCUCAACUUGAACAACGUUUCCAGAACAGUAUCGACAAGGUGCACAAGUGGAGGGAUGCUUUGACGAAUGCAGCAAAUAUAUCUGGCUUUGAUUCAAAAAAUUAUGGGACGGAUGCUGAUUUAGUUAAGAAAGUUGUUGAAGAUAUUUGGACCAAAUUGUGUCGCGCAUCAUCCUGCGAUUUAAAGGGCUUUGUUGGACUUGAAAGCCGCAUCGAGCAGGUCGAAUCGCUGUUAGGCUUUCAUUCAUCGGACGCUUGCAUCACAGUAGGUAUUUGGGGAAUGGGUGGUAUUGGCAAGACCACCCUUGCCGAAACUUUAUUUCACAGACUCUCUUCUAAAUUCGAAGCCUCCUGUUUUCUUAGAAAUGUUAGGGAGAGAGAACAAAAGGAUGGGCUAGAAAAGUUGCAAAAUACACUUCUCAGUGAAUUAUUAAAGGAAGAAAGUUUAUCCAUAGGAACAACUUAUGUUCGAGAAAGGCUUAGCCGUACAAAGGUCCUCAUUGUUCUUGAUGAUGUGAGUGAUUCAAUGCAAUUGGAACGUUUAGCUGGCGAUCGUCUUCAGUAUGGCACUGGAAGUAGAAUCAUUAUCACAACUAGAGAUAGGGGCACACUUGGGAAAACUGUUGAAGAGGAUAAUAUCUACGAGGUUGAGGUAUUAAAAUCGGAUGACGCUCUUCGGCUAUUCUAUUCGCGUGCUUUCAAGGAUAACAGUACUCGUAGAACAGAUUAUAAGGAGUUGGCAAAAAAGGCGGUGGCUUAUGCCAAAGGCGUUCCCUUAGCUCUUACAGUUCUGGGGUCCUUGUUCUUCAAUUGCAAGAGCAAAGAAGAAUGGGAAGAUGAAUUCAACAAAUUGAAACGAUUUCCCAGUGAAGAUAUUCAGAAAGUGUUGAGAAUAAGUUAUGAUAGAUUGAGAGAAAAUGAGAGGGAGAUAUUUCUGGAUAUAGCAUGUUUUCAUAAAGGGAGCUCUGUGGUUGAGGUAAAACGAAUGUUAGAUGUUCGUGGAUUCUUUGCGACAUCGGGAAUUAGAAUUCUCAUUGGGAUGUCUCUCAUAUCAAUUGAUUCAGAAGGGGGAAUGGAAACCAUAGAGAUGCACGAUUUGCUACAAGAAAUGGGAAGGAAAUUUGUUCAAGAACAAGGUAUUAAAGAUCCUGGUAAACGGAGUAGGUUGUUCAAUGAUGAAGAUGUCUUUCGUGUAUUGAGGAGUAACACGGAAACUCCAAAUGUUGAAGCCAUGCAGGUUUAUUGGUAUGAUCUUCAAGAGCGACCAUUGAAACGUGCAGACUUCAAAAAGAUGUCUAACCUAAUAAUGCUAAUUGUGGAUGGUGGCUACACAUUCACCAAUUCUCUAGACCUUCCCGAUUCUCUUCGUUAUCUUAAAUGGUGGGGAUAUCCACUGGAAUCUUUGCCGUCAAAUUUUUGUCCGGAAAAUCUAGUUGAGCUUCAUAUAUCCAAUAGCAAAGUUAAGAAGCUUUGGAAAGAAGAGCAGAUACUUGUCAACUUGCAAGUUAUCGAUCUGUCGGGCUCUAAGUAUCUAACUGAAGUUCCAAAUCUCUCUGGGAGUCUAAAAAUUGUGGAGAUAAAUCUCUGGGGCUGUAUAAGUUUGGUUGAAAUUCCUUUGUAUUUUCAACAUCUUGACAAGCUUACUCAUCUUAAUCUUAGAGGCUGCAGCAGUCUCAAGUAUCUUCCAGAGAUGCCAGGAAAUAUUCAAUACUUGGAUUUACAACACACAGGUAUAAAGGAGUUGCCUGAAUCAGUUUGGUCUAACGAAAAUAUUUUUCACUUGAGUUUAAGGAAAUGCAAAGACCUUAAGAAACUUCCAAGCAUCAGGUGUAAGUUGAAAAAUCUCGAUCUCGAUGGGUGCUAUAAAUUUGAAAACUUUCCAGAGAUUUUGGAGCCAAUGGAACAUUUGAAGUCCGUAAGUUUAAUUGAAACAGCAGUUACAGAGCUACCCUCAUCAAUCUGUAACUUGAAAUAUCUUGAGAGUCUUGUUCUCACCAGGUGCUUUAGAUUUUCCAAGUUCCCUGAAAUCUUGGAGCCAAUGGAACAUUUGAAGUCCUUAAGUUUAAGACAAACAGCAGUUACAGAGCUACCUUCAUCAAUCUGUAAGUUGAAAUAUCUUGAGAGGCUUGAUCUCAGCAAUUGCUCUAGAUUUUCCAAAUUCCCUGAAAUCUUGAAGCCAAUGGAACAUUUGAAGUCCUUAAGUUUAAUUGAAACAGCAGUUACAGAGCUACCCUCAUCAAUCUGUAACUUGAAAUAUCUUGAGAGUCUUGAUCUCACCAAUUGCUCUAGCUUUUCCAAAUUCCCUGAAAUCUUGAAGCCAAUGGAACAUUUGAAGUCCUUAAGUUUAAUUGAAACAGCAGUUACAGAGCUACCCUCAUCCAUCUGUAACUUGAAAUGUCUUGGGAGUCUUGUUCUCACCAGGUGCUUUAGAUUUUCCAAAUUCCCUGAAAUCUUGAAGCCAAUGGAACAUUUGAAGUCCUUAAGUUUAAUUCAAACAGCAGUUACAGAGCUACCCUCAUCAAUCUGUAACUUGAAAUAUCUUGAGAGUCUUGAUCUCACCAAGUGCUCUAGAUUUUCCAAAUUCCCUGAAAUCUUGAAACCAAUGGAACAUUUGGAGUAUCUUAGUUUGCAAGAGACAGCUGUCGAAAUGCUUCCUUCGUCUAUUGGAAAUCUAAAUAGGCUUCAAGAUUUAAACCUUAGUCGCUGCCAUCAACUUAAGGAUGUCCCAACAAGUAUCUACAGUUUAACCAAUCUUAAACGUCUCAACUUUAAUGGCUGUUGCAGACUUGAAAAAUUGCCUUCCAGCUCUGUUGGUUUUCUCUCUUUAGAAGAACUAAACCUCAGCUACAGCGGUAUAUUGGAAAUACCAGCAAGCAUCAAACAAGCUUCUCGGUUGUCUAUACUCAACUUAAACUACUGCAAGCGGCUUCAAUCUAUACCAGGGCUCCCAGUGCUAUGUAUUGUUAUAGCUAAAGGCUGCACAUCGUUGAAGUUAGUGUCAAGUUCAAGGACAACACUCACACAAGGUGAUUACGAAAAACUUUUUAAGGCAAAUUUGUACUUUGAUAGCUCACUUGUCUGACCAAGAAAUAAGACAACAACUAGGCAAGGCUUUUAUUAUUUUGGUAUUGUUUAUGCUUUAUACAUUAUAAAGCGCUAGUUAUGGACAAGUGUAUAAUAGCCUAUUUGUUAUCUUUAAAACUUGAUUUACCUUUAUAUCAUAAACAUAGACAUUAAUUAA
Messenger RNA from Malus domestica (apple), 4152 nucleotides. RefSeq names its product disease resistance protein RPV1-like. Gene Ontology annotation, molecular function: ADP binding. Lineage: Eukaryota; Viridiplantae; Streptophyta; Magnoliopsida; Rosales; Rosaceae. Gene Ontology annotation, biological process: signal transduction; defense response. The record is from RefSeq and is a predicted model, not a curated record.